Molecule: messenger RNA, 1196 nt
Organism: Caenorhabditis sp. 36 PRJEB53466
Lineage: Eukaryota; Metazoa; Nematoda; Chromadorea; Rhabditida; Rhabditidae
Source: the annotation of a GenBank genome assembly
AUGAAAACUCGGCAUCUUAUUUUAUUUUUGCUCCUCUGCUGGAGUACAAGUGCCGAAUUGUUCAGCGUGAUAGCAGGUAAACUGAUCAAGAGAUACGACCGCGCAAAAGGGAUUGUUUCUUCAGGAGCUGUGAUUGCAAUAUCGGGUGGUGCAUUCUGGACAUUGAGAGACCGGUUAAAAUGUCAUUUGUAUGAAUGUUGUAACGAACCAGAUAUGAAGUUCAAUUAUCAUGGUAAGUUCAGCCAAUUUCACUGAAAAAAAAACAUAUUGAUACGACAGCUUUGGACGCUGACCUUGCGAACAUGUUAUACGGACAGCAUCUUGUGAAAGACGUCGUUGUUAAUGCUAUCAAAUCUCAUUGGUUCAAUGAGAAUCCUCGCAAACCGCUUGUUCUUUCUUUUCACGGAUACACUGGCUCUGGAAAGAACUACGUUGCCGAAAUCAUCGCCAAUAACACAUUCAGGUCAGUUAGUCUAGAUACCUAAAGCGGGAUUCAAUAAUUCUUCUACAGACUUGGCUUGCGGAGUAAUUUUGUGCAGCACAUUGUGGCAACGAAUGAUUUCCCGGAUAAGAACAAGAUUAAAGACUAUCAGAUGGAACUGCGGAAUCGUAUUCUGACAACUGCGCAGAAAUGCGGGCGGUCCAUGUUCAUUUUCGAUGAAACGGACAAGCUGCCGGAGCAGUUGCUCGGAGCCAUCAAACCGUUCCUCGAUUACUACUCCACUGUGUCUGGCGUGGAUUUUCGGAGAAAUAUCUUCAUUUUUCUGAGCAACAAAGGCGGUGAAAGGAUCGCCAAUAUCACCCUGAAGCAGUAUCAGAACGGAUAUCCUCGCGAGCAAUUGAAGCUUGAGUCGUUCGAAAGAGAUCUAAUGUUAUUUUCGUUCAACGAAAAAGGCGGUCUCCAGAUGAGCGAACUCAUAUCCAAUCACCUUAUCGACCACUUCAUUCCAUUCCUUCCACUGCAAAGGGAACACGUCAAAAAGUGUGCGGAAGCGUAUCUCCGCAAGCGUGGACGUUCUGAUCUCGUUUCGGACGUCGCACUUGUUGAACGCGUUCUCAAUGCUCUUCAGUACUUCCCCGAGUCUUCGAAGGCUUUUUCAUCUUCCGGGUGCAAACGGGUCGAUGCGAAGACGGAUCUCGAGAUGGCCAAAAUGCGACCGCUUGCCGGUCAACGACAGUACGACGACGAACUCUAA